This is a messenger RNA of Mesocricetus auratus (golden hamster), 3842 nucleotides long. RefSeq names its product MSS51 mitochondrial translational activator (gene Mss51). Bases 2171 to 3607 code for a protein of 478 amino acids. NCBI's taxonomy places the organism in Eukaryota, Metazoa, Chordata, Mammalia, Rodentia, Cricetidae. The record is from RefSeq and is a predicted model, not a curated record. The transcript has 7 exons.
AUUUUACUUGUUUCCCCCUUAAACUUUUUUUAAAAAUGUGAGUUGUUGAGCACUGGAGGAAUUUGAAUGACAACAAUAAUCAUCCAAAAUAUAAUAUUUAAAGUCACUUGGGGCUAUGACUAUAUCGUUGAGUGGUAGGAUACUUGCCAGUCGUGUGCAAGGCUCUGGGCUCAACCCCUAGUACAUAAAUAAAAUAAAAGUCACGGUUUUUACCAACUUUUAGUUGGAAGAAAUGUUCUAGUCUUGAACUUUGUUAGAGUGAUAUAAAUUGUGUUUUGGAAAUUUGGGUGGUUUAACAAUAAGAAAAUACUAAUAUUUGGUUACUCUGACAUUGUGCUUUGCCUCCUCUGCCAUUGUUGAAGUAAGUAUAACAUUGCAAAUUGAGAAAUUGCUCAAAAUUUAUAAUAUGACAAAUAGCUUUAACAGUAACUGAUACACAUAAAGCAUCAGUUUAUAUCAAAAUACAUAUUCUUGCCAAAUUCCAGAUAAAAACAGAACCUAAAGUGUUUAUUAUAGUGUCCAACAUAAUGUUAAUUUGUAAGCCAGUUCAUUAGCUUCCUCUAAAAUUACUAUAUACUGUGUACUUUAAAGAUUCAUUUGUAUUUUUUUAAUGAAAAUUUCAUUGUUAAUGUAGGAACUUAGCUAGUAUAUUAAGUGCUAGGAACUUCUUAGUAGUUUGAUUUAUUACUAGGGUUAUAUGGUAUUUGUGGAGUCAUAGAUAAUGAUGUACAAAGCAUCAUUAUCAAACUUGAAGAAUUAUAGGUUGGUGGUAAAAACUAAGAAAGGCAAAAGCAAAAGAACAACUUGGAUGAAUCAGUGACAUGAGAUGGUAGACUGUCACCAUCGUCACAGGCCUCUUUCACAGUCCUGAAGUAGGAACCUCUUGUGGCCUCCACUCUCUUCCUUCUUCCUUUUUUUUUCUAAAGAGACUGUAUGUAGCUCAGAUUAUUCUUGCCUCAUCCUCCCUAGGGCUAGGAUCUUUUACAGGCAUGAACUACCAUUACUGGCCUUCCAUUUUCAUGGAUAGUUUUACCAAAAAUGGUUAAAUUCUUAAGAUAAUUUUCAUUGCAGCUUAUGAUGCAAAUUGUGGAAAAUUCAGAUCUCUAAGUUGUUACUUUAAAUGUCUACCAGUAUAAGUAGUAAUGCUAAAAUAGAAACAUUCCCUGUAAAUCUUAUACUUUGUCACUGUCGUGAAUAUUUAUUUGGGGCUAAAUGUCUAUGGGACCAGAUGGGCAAGAAACUCCUUCAAUAGUAUGUAUUUUCACUGAGUAACUUACCUAUUUUGAUUUCUUAGAAGCAUUUAUUCCUCUUUUGAAAUUGUCCUGUAGAAUGUCCUGUGAUAAUGUGCUUCAUUUAGAGAAUACUAUAUGCUCCUUCCAGUGAAGUGUUUUCACAAAGUAGUCCCCCUUAUUUUUCCCACAGUUAAGUUCCUUGUACCAUUAAAUGCCAUUUCUCUAUGUCUUUUUGGGUAAUUAUAUUUGUACUCUAUCCCAGUUUGGACUGGUUGAAUUCUAUUUGAGCAAUGUGUUAGGCUAAAAAAAACGGGGCAUCAGGCUUGGAGAUCUCAUCUUGGAUCCAGACUGAUACCACCUUUUUCCAAGGUUUGCUUUUUCUUUGGUCUGGUGCCUAUCCUUCCAGCCAAAUAUUGAUUCCUUAAUUAAUCCCUAGGGAUUCCACCUGCCCCCUCCCUCCAUGAAGCUGUAAAGUGAGAGCAGAAAUGCUACCUUGAGAGACAUCCAGGAAAUAGUGGGUUUCAUCUUUCCUCAGCUUGCCUGGCUAUGGUGAGUUGGGGAGUGUUGACAGAGUCUUGAACUCUCCUGGCAGAGAGUAAAGGUCAGAAAGAGAACUCAAGCAGGUGUUUGGGUCCUGACUUGCCUCGUUAGGGAGAAUUCAGGCUUGUCUGUCUGGUUGGCAGGGCACUCAGGUUACUCAGACCCAGCACUUCAGCAGUUUGCAGAGCUGAGAUGAAGUAGCAGCUGCAAGUGAGACCCAACCUAGAUCUGAAGGGAUCAAGACUUCACUUCACUUGGAGGAAAGAGAAGGAAGCAAGCCUAGGGCUUAGUGGGGCCUCAGAGACAUGAAUGUGAAGUAAGAGACCAGGCAUCUGCAAACGUGUUCAUUUUGUCAAAUUCCAUUCCUGUUCAGCAUCUGGCCCCCAAGUUCAUUGGACAUGGCUCCACGCUCACGGCGGCGGAAGCACAGGAAACCCCCACCAGUGACUCCCAUGGUUGUAAUCCCACCCACAGGAGUGUCACUGGAGCCUCCAACCCUCUCAAAGCCUGACCCUAGCAUUGAUGCUCUUGGCUUCAUUUCCUUGGACAAUAAUGUACCAGGUCUGUCCCAGUUGGUCCUUCAAAAGCUGAACCUGAAGAGCUAUGAAGAAUACAAGUUGGUGGUAGAUGGGGGAACCCCAGUAUCAAGCUUCGGAUUUCAAUCUCUGCAAGAAAUGUUCCAGAGGAUGGAGGACACCUUCCGCUUCUGUGCUUACUGUAAAGCACUCCCUGAUGACCUUUCAGAUCACAAGGUUCUCCGGCACUGUAAGAGGUGCAGGAAUGUCUAUUACUGUGAUACAGAGUGCCAAAGGUCAGACUGGCCGGCACAUAGGAAGGCCUGUCAGGUGCUCCGUCUUGUGGCUGUGGAUCGUGUCAUGGAAUGGCUUCUGGUCACAGGUGAUUUUGUCCUACCCUCAGGACCUUGGCCAGGGCCAGCAGAAGAUAUACAGGAUUGGGAUACCUGGUUUUCUAUGAGGAGUUUACAGCUAGAGUCUACACUGAAUGCUGUUCUAAGUAGCCAUGCUAUGACCAUGCUUUGGGCCAAUCUAGGAAGGCCACGCCCAGAACCAGAUGUCCUGCACAGUUCUUUGAAGCGGUUAAUGACAGAUGCUCUGUCACGGCCCCUGACCCUGGGCCUAGGGCUUCGGACUCUGGCCAUAGACGUUGGGAAGACUGGGGGAAGCACAUUGCAUGUAGUUGGUGCUUCCCAUGUGGAAACAUCUCUCAUUCGUUCUGGGGAUUAUGAUGAGCUUGGUUACAUGUUUCCUGAGCACCUUGGCCUCCAUGUGAUCAUGGUGGGUGUGGAUGUGAGUACUAACCUUUCACAGAAUUCCUCACCUUUAUUCCUGGAGCCUGGAACAAUUCUGCUUAGUGGCCACAAGGCCCUGUAUCAUGACUUCUGGGAGGAACAGAUAGAGACUGGGAAUCUAGCCCAUCCAGAUUUGGUGGCUGCAUUCCACCCAGGGUUCCAUGCCUCCCCAGUCUUGAUGGAAGCUUGGCUACCUACCCUGCUGCUGCUUCGUGACUAUGAGAUCCCUACACUGAUUACUGUUUACAGCCAGCAGGAAUUGGAAGCGUCUUUGCAGAUCCUGGUGAACUUGGAUACACACAUCAUUGCUUGUGGAGCUAAUCCUUUCACAUCCCUCAAACCUGAACAGGUCUAUUCUAACCCCAAUAAGCAGCCAGUAUACAGCAGUGCCUACUACAUCAUGUUUCUUGGAAGUUCCUCCUGCCAACUAGAUAAGAAACAAUUAGGAGAAAAAGCAGGCCAGGAGGUGGCGGUGCACACCUUUAAUCCCAGCACUCAGGAGGCAGAGGCAGGCAGAUCUCUGUGAGUUCGAAGCCAGCCCCGUCUACAAAGCGAGUUCCAAGACAGGCUCCAAAACAAACCCUGUCUCAAAAACCAAGAAGAAAAAGCAGAUAAUUUUUCAAUAAUUGAACCAAAUUCUAACUGAAUGCCUGAAAAAUGGAAGCUUAAUCAAAUCACCUGUUUGACGUUGAAUUGCUGUCGCUUUGAAACCUACUGAAUGUUACACCUUAGUUACAGUCAAAGUAAAAAUUUUAAACCAA